Messenger RNA from Epinephelus lanceolatus (giant grouper), 2888 nucleotides. It is a transcript of the gene exoc8, whose product is annotated as exocyst complex component 8. Gene Ontology annotation, cellular component: exocyst. Gene Ontology annotation, biological process: exocytosis; Golgi to plasma membrane transport; intracellular protein localization. Lineage: Eukaryota; Metazoa; Chordata; Actinopteri; Perciformes; Serranidae. The record is from RefSeq and is a predicted model, not a curated record.
GUUGCAAGCGGAUAUGAACGGAUGCAGUGUCCCUCUGUCUCCAUUUAUCACUAAUUCGUCAACAUUUUGUCUAAAUAAAUAAACUUACAGACGGCUUAAGAUGUCGGAAACGGGGAGCCGACUACGUAAGCUGCUUGAGUCGCCUAAUUUCGACCCGCAAAAUUACGUCAAGCAGCUGUCACAGCAGUCCGAUGGCGACAGAGACCUGCAGGAGCAUCGUCAAAAAAUCCAGAACUUGGCCGACGAAACGGCUCAAAACCUGAAGAAAAAUGUCUACAAGAACUACAGACAGUUCAUCGAAACGGCCAAAGAGAUCUCCUACCUGGAGAGCGAGAUGUACCAGCUGAGUCACAUCCUGACGGAGCAGAAGAGCAUCAUGGAGAGCAUCACUCAGGCCCUGUUGUCCACAGACAAGGAUGAGACCUCCAAGGAGAUGCAGGCUGCUUUCCCCAAGGAGACAGAGGAACUGAAGCAGAGGACGCUGACCUCACUGCUGGAGAAAGUAGAAGGGGGUAAAAACAUCAUGGACACCCCAGGGAGGCACCUAGUCUAUAAUGGUGACCUUGUGGAGUUUGAUGUCGACAACAUGUCCCCCAUCCAGAAGGUGCACGCUUUCCUCAUGAACGACUGCCUUUUAAUCGCCACCUGGCUGCCAAACCGCAGAGGAACCGUGAAGUACAAAUACAAUGCCCUGUACGACCUGGAGAGCUUCGCUGUGGUCAACGUGAAGGACAACCCUCCCAUGAAGGACAUGUUCAAGAUCCUCAUGUUCCCAGACAGUCGCAUCUUCCAGGCGGAGAACAGCAAAAUCAAGAAGGAGUGGCUGGAGAUCCUGGACGAAACCAAGAAGAACAAAGCCACCAAGGACAGGCACAAGAAAGAGGAGGAGGUCCCCACGUCUCCUGUGAGGGCAGAGGUGUCCACCAAUCCUUUCGACGUGGACGAUGACGAGCCAGUAGAUGCUGAAGAGAGUGUGGACCUCAGCCUCGAGUGGAUCCAGGAGCUGCCGGAGGAUCUAGAUGUCUGCAUCGCCCAGAGAGACUUCGAGGGCGCCGUGGACCUGCUGGACAAGCUCAACGAGUAUCUCAAAGACCAGCCGGUCAACCAGAGGGUCAAAGAGCUGAGGCUGAAGGUGGAUGAGCGUGUUCGGCAGCUGACAGAGGUUCUGGUGUUCGAGCUGUCUCCAGAUCGGUCACUUCGUGGUGGACCUAAAGCGACCAGGAGGGCCGUGUCCCAGCUGAUCAGACUAGGUCAGUCCACCAAGGCCUGCGAGCUGUUUCUGAAGAACCGUGCUGCUGCCGUCCACACGGCCAUACGGCAGCUGCGCAUAGAAGGAGCCACGCUGCUCUACAUCCACAAACUCUGCAACAUCUUCUUCACCAGCCUGCUGGAGACGGCCAAGGAGUUUGAGAUGGACUUUGCGGGGAACACGGGCUGCUACUCCGCCUUCGUGGUCUGGUCCAAAUCGGCCAUGAGGAUGUUUGUGGACGCCUUCAGCAAGCAGGUGUUUGACAGUAAAGAGAGUCUGUCGACAGCAGCAGAGUGCGUCAAAGUGGCGAAGGAGCACUGCCAGCAGCUGACUGAGAUCGGCCUGGACCUGACCUUCACCCUGCAGUCCCUGCUGGUCAAAGACAUCAAGGCGGCCCUGCAGAGCUACAAGGACAUUAUUAUCGAAGCCACCAAGCACCGAAACUCUGAGGAGAUGUGGAGGAGGAUGAACCUCAUGACCCCCGAGGCUCUGGCUAAACUCAAGGACGAGAUGCGCAGCUGUGGCAUGGGCAGCUUCGAGCAGUACACGGGCGAUGACUGCUGGGUGAACCUGAGCUACACCAUCGUGGCCUUCACCAAGCAGAUGAUGAGCUUCCUGGAGGAAGGCCUGAAGCUCUACUUCCCCGAGCUGCACAUGGUGCUGCUGGAGAGCCUGAGGGAGAUCAUCCUGGUGGCCGUGCAGCAUGUGGACUACAGCCUGCGCUGCGAGCAGGACCCCGAGAAGAAGGCCUUCAUCGUGCAGAACGCCAGCUUCCUCCACGACACCGUGCUGCCCGUGGUGGAACGGAGGUUCGAGGAGGGCGUGGGCAAGCCGGCAAAACAGCUGCAGGACCUGAGGAAGAGCACCAGGCCGGUUCGGAUCAAUCCAGAGAGCACUACAUCUGUAGUCUGAGACUGCGAUAACAAAUAAAAACACUUGAAUGCUGUUUUACUGACUCAUUUUAGAAAUAACUGCCAGAUGUUGGCUGUUUUGAAAUUGCAAGAAAUGACAGGAUAAGGAACAGCAGAUGUGUGAGAAGCUACUUCGCACCUGAAUUUUUAUUGACUCUCACAAAAAAUGCUUAUUGAUAACGGCUAAUAUUGAUGGAAAAUUAUCUGUUAUUAGCAUCGCAAUUAAAAAAUCCAUAUUUGCUGCAUCCUAUAUUCGUUUUUGAGCAAUGAACUAUUUGAAAUCUCCCAUUUGUGAGUGGAAAACCCUUAUCAGCAGUUGAGUUUACCACAAAAUUAGGCACAAUGAACUGUGUGUUUUCAUGUCAGGGUGUGACGAUGACUAACAACUCCACUGUUCCUUAAAUGUGUGUGAUUGUGCAAUGAAUACGUGGCUCCACAGGACACACUGCAGAAAAACAGCAGAUAAAUGUGUGUUCAUUCUCUGAUCAGACUGGUUAUGUGCAGUUUUGUGAUGACAGACACAGGCAAAAAUCUGAUCUUAAUGGAAUAUGUGUUCAUGCUUAAACUCCCCAUGCUCUGAUUUUGACCUUCCGGGACCUUUACUAGACACUAAAUAGUAUCUGAGCAUACUAGGACUGAUUAAAAGGGAUGACUGAAAAGAAACUGCACUGUAAAUCUUCACUGUUGUAAUAGUCACGUCACAUUUAAUAAACAUCUUCAUGAACAAG